Notothenia coriiceps (black rockcod) is the source of this 8532-nucleotide messenger RNA. RefSeq names its product dishevelled associated activator of morphogenesis 2 (gene daam2). The transcript is spliced from 27 exons. NCBI's taxonomy places the organism in Eukaryota, Metazoa, Chordata, Actinopteri, Perciformes, Nototheniidae. The coding region runs from base 361 to 3606 and encodes 1081 amino acids. Gene Ontology annotation, biological process: positive regulation of canonical Wnt signaling pathway; regulation of non-canonical Wnt signaling pathway; negative regulation of oligodendrocyte differentiation. Gene Ontology annotation, molecular function: small GTPase binding; actin binding. The record is from RefSeq and is a predicted model, not a curated record.
UCAGCUCAGAAGCUCAGAGAGGAGAAGCAGACCAAACGCAGCAGCUUCGGUCGGGAAACAUCAUCAGACUCGGCAAAGGCAUGGAAUUCGGCCACAAAACACAAACUCCAAAGGGCAAAAAAAUGGAUUUAAAUCCAGAGGCUGGAGGAAUGCUUUAAAGAUUUCUUGUAGCCUUGCUUCGUUGAAAGGCUCUUUAUAUUUAAAGUGACGUGACACAGGAACAAUCCAUUUCUCAAGGCAGCCUGUCUGACUUUGAUCAUGCCCCCUAGAUAGCAGCCUCGUCCUCCUCUCCACUCCCCCUCCCUGCCCCUUCCUCUACCAUACAGCACCAUCACUGCCAAACGUGUCGCCACAGCCGCCAUGCCGCCCAGGAAGAGGACGCGGCCAGGCCUGGGCUUCCUGUGCUGCUUCGGUAGCAGCGAGCCUCCGGAGAUCAACCUCAAGGACAGCGUGCCUCUGCAGCUGCUGGAGUUCAGCGCCCCCAUGCCGCCCGCAGAGGAGCUGCUUGCACGUUUCUCCGAACUGGUGGAUGAACUGGACCUCACGGACAAGAACAGGGAGGCCAUGUUCGCUCUGCCCGAUGAAAAGAAAUGGCAGAUCUACUGCAGCAAGAAGAAGGAGCAAGAGGAUCCCAACAAGCUUGCGACCAGCUGGCCUGACUACUACAUCGACCGCAUCAACUCCAUGGCUGCUAUGCAGACCCUGUUUGCCUUUGACGAGGAGGAAAUGGAAAUGAGGAACAAGGUGGUGGAAGAUCUGAAAACAGCACUUCGGACUCAACCAAUGAGGUUUGUCACGCGCUUCAUCGAGCUCGACGGCCUCACCUGCCUGCUCAACUUCCUGCGCAGCAUGGACUACGAGACGUCGGAGAGCCGCGUCCACACCUCGGUCAUCGGCUGCAUCAAGGCCCUGAUGAACAACUCCCAGGGCCGCGCGCACGUCCUGGCACACCCACAGAGCAUCAACACCAUCUCCCAGAGCCUGCGGACAGAGAACAUCAAGACCAAGGUGGCCGUGCUGGAGAUUCUCGGGGCGGUGUGCCUGGUGCCUGACGGACACAAGAAAGUGCUACAGGCCAUGGCGCACUACCAGAAAUAUUCUGCAGAGAGGACUCGCUUUCAGACGCUGCUGAAUGAGCUGGACAAGAGUACAGGCCGCUACAGAGACGAGGUCAACUUAAAGACUGCCAUCAUGUCCUUCAUCAACGCUGUGCUCAACGCUGGAGCUGGGGAGGACAACCUUGAGUUCCGCCUCCACCUAAGGUACGAGUUCCUGAUGUUGGGCAUCCAGCCGGUCAUCGACAAGCUCAGAGGGCAUGAGAAUUCCACUCUGGAUAGGCAUUUGGACUUCUUUGAGAUGGUGAGGAAUGAAGAUGACUCGGAGUUAGCCAAAAGAUUUGAUACUUCCCACGUCGAUACUAAGAGUGCCAGUGCAAUGUUUGAGCUGAUCAAGAAGAAGCUGAGUCACUCAGACGCCUACCCCAACCUCCUCUCCAUCCUCCAGCACUGCCUCCAGAUGCCCUAUAAACGUGGUGGUGGCAGCCUGCAGCACUGGCAGCUCUUAGACAGGAUCCUCCAGCAGAUAGUCUUGCAGGACGAGAAGGGACAGGACCCAGACAGCGCCCCUCUGGAAAACUUCAGUGUUAAGAACAUCAUUCGCAUACAUGGCUUUCACCGAUGCUCAAGGUUGGUCAAUGAGAAUGAGGUGAAACAGUGGCGAGAACAGGCAGAGAAGUUCAGGAAAGAUCAUUUAGAGCUUCUAGGUAAACUAGAGAAGAAGGAGCGAGAGUGUGAAACCAAGACCCAGGAAAAGGAUGACAUGAUGAAGACAUUGAACAAAAUGAAGGACAAACUCCAGCGUGAGGGAGUGGAGCUUCGCUCAGCCAGGGAACAAGUCCAUGACCUGUCCUCACACAUCAAUAACAUAUCUGGGAUGGGUGUGUCUUUCCCGCCUCCUCCUCCUCCCCCUGGCGGCCCCAUGGCUCCACCUCCACCACCUAUGAUGGGUGGCUGUCCACCACCUCCUCCUCCACUGCCGUUUAGCUGCCCGCCUCCUCCGCCGCCUCCUCCCCCACCUGGAGCACCGCCUCCUCCACCAGGAGCCCCUCCCAUAUUCGGAGCUCCGCCUCCUCCUAUUCUCUCUUCAUUCAACUCGAACAUGCGCUCCAAGUCCAUCCCUACGCCUUCUCAUCCUCUGAAGUCCUUCAACUGGGCCAAACUAGGGGAGAAUGUGAUCAACGGCACCAUCUGGAAUGACAUCGAUGACCUGAGAGCUUUCAAGAUUCUUGACCUCAAGGACAUCGAGAAGAUGUUUUCCGCCUAUCAGAGACAACAGGAGCUGCUCACUAACCAAUCCUUCAAACAGAAAGAGACGGGCUCCAUGGAUGACAUAUACGUCAGCACGCGGAAGGUCAAGGAGCUAUCAGUCAUCGAUGGCCGACGGGCACAGAAUUGUGUCAUUCUUCUUUCAAAGUUAAAAAUGAGCAAUGAAGAGAUCAAGAGGGCGAUCCUGGAGAUGGACGAGAGGGAAGAGCUGUCCAAAGAUAUGCUGGAGCAGCUACUGAAGUUUGUCCCGGAGAAGAGUGACAUCGAUCUCUUGGAGGAGCACAAACACGAGCUGGAGCGCAUGGCAAGGGCUGAUCGCUUCCUCUUUGAAAUGAGCAGAAUUGACCACUACCAGCAGAGACUGCAGGCUCUGUUCUUUAAGAAGAAGUUUGCAGAGCGUCUAGGCGAAACCAAGCCUAAGGUUGAAGCGAUCCUGAAUGCAUCCAAGGAGGUGGUGCGGAGUAAGAGGCUGACUCAGAUCCUGGAGGUUGUGCUGGCCUUCGGCAACUUCAUGAACAAGGGCCAGAGAGGAAACGCCUACGGCUUCAAGGUCUCCAGCCUCAACAAGAUCGCUGACACCAAGUCCAGCAUAGACAGGAACAUCACCAUGCUGCACUACCUGAUCAUGAUCAUGGAGAAGAACUACAAUGACACGCUGCACAUCCAGAACGACCUCUGCAGUGUACCCGAGGCUGCCAAAGUCAAUUUGUCGGAGUUGGAAAAAGAGGUUCACAAUAUCAGAAGUGGACUGAAGGCUCUAGAGGCGGAGCUGCUCUACCAGCAGAGCAGGACGAGGGAACGCGGGGACAAGUUUGUGGCUGUGAUCGGAGACUUCAUCACCGUCGCUGGCUUCAGCUUUUCUGAACUGGAGGACCAGCUGAGCGAAGCCAAGGACAAGUUUACCAAAUCUCUGAAGCACUUUGGGGAGGAAGAAGGGAGGAUGCAGCCCGAUGAGUUCUUCGGGAUCUUUGACACCUUCUUACAGUCGUUUAGCGAGGCACGGCAGGACCUGGAGAACAUGCAGCGCCGUAAAGACGAGGAGGAGAGGAGGGCACGAAUGGAGGCCAUGCUCAAGGAGCAGAGGGACCGGGAGCGUCGGGCCAAGAAGGGCGGCGCUUCAGACGAGGUCGGCGGGGAGUUUGACGACCUGGUGUCGGCACUGCGCUCCGGUGAGGUCUUCGACAAGGACCUGAACAAAUUCAAGCGGAACCGCAAGCGCUCCGUCAACCAGCUGGUGGAGGGCGGGGGCCGCGAACGAGCAGUCACUAAGGUCAAUUACUAGGUCGGGAAAAAGGAAGGACAAAAAAAGAAAACACUAGACACGUAAAUACUGCCGUGGUGUAGAUCUCUUAACACCUUUAGUCCAGGUCCUGGAAUAGCGACCAUAGACAUUGGAGAGGAUGUAAGUAACGGCUGGACUGGACAUGUAGCGACAUGUAUGGACAGCCACACCAUUUUGAAGGACGCAUCACCCUCCUCUGAUUGGUCUCCUACAGCUAUUCCUAACUGUUUGUCCUGGGCGUUGUAUUUGGAUCUAAUGGAUGGACAGACAGACCACUGUGACACAUAAUCCCGCCAUCUUUUGACCUUAUCUUCUUAACACUGUGCUCAAGCUUCCAGCCCUCUACCGCUCCCUGUUUUUCACUGCUCAUUUCCCCUCUCCUCGGUGAUAGAGCGGCCCUAUCUUUUUACUCACUGGCUUCAAAAAACACAUGGGACUUUGGGAUCAGCCAGUCACAUUGUACAUAAACUUUAGGGCCAAGAGAAAGCAUGGGAAAAAGAAAGUGGGAACAGGGAAGUAAGCCAUAACCUUCACAGUCAUGGUUACUUCAAGUGUCCCGCGGAAAGUGUUAUAUCCACAGAAUGGAUGGGUGUUCUUAAAACUUCCUUCAUUGGAAAGAGGGGCUUGUCUUCGGCAAAUCCCAGAAUGCUUUGUAGGCUUCUGAAAGAUUUCAUCCCAUCAGCCUCCUCCAGCGCACAGCAUUCCCAGGAAGGAUGUACGUACGUACGUACGUACGUACGUACGUACAUACAUACCAAGCUUCGAUUUUAAGAGGAUACUCUGUUCAAGGAAAAACUAAAAAGUGAUGACUGUGCCACAAGGGUCAAUCCUCACCUACACUCCUAACUGCUUUUGACAUUGUUCUGGCAUUAACCCGUGCCAAAGCAAAACAAAUGUACAUGUAUUAAUAGAAAACAUACUGCAAUUAGGAGUUGAUAUAUAUUUAUAUUUAGAUGCAGACAAGCUAAUUGCAAAGAUGUAGAGUUUUUUUUUUAUGUUUUCAUGGCAUUUUGGGGUUUUGUACACGCAAUGCAUUAUUUGUUGGUGUUGCAAGUUCACAUUGCUGUUAAAGUGAAUUUCUAUACAUUUUGCGCUUUAUGUAAAAAAAGAUAAUUGCUUGUCCUUUUCACACCUGUAUGUCUUGUUUGCACUGUAGCUUUUCUGACCAACUUUACACUCCAUGAGCCGAUCUACAGGGUCCUCUGGAAAAAGUCCUCUCUGUACUUCAAUUACCUUCCCUAGGCCUAGAACAAAGAUAAUGCCAUGUCUGAAUUUAGAUCUGCAGUUUAGGGUUUCUUAAGUUAAACUAGUGCUUGAUCACUCGGUUAGUACGGAGGCCAACAAAGCUGGAAUUGCCAUUUUUGUUUUCUGAUGCGUUAUCGUGAAAUCACAAGUUACAUUUUUCGCCAUAUUGAGAAAAAACAAGCUUUGCUAUCUCCAGAUAAUCAACCCGUUAUCACAAGAAAAUUAAAGGUUAUUUUACUUUAAAUGUAUGUUUAUGGGAUCAGGAGUACAAUACAUAUAUAUGACGACGCGACAACUAAAGCAACUGAUGUAAGCUUACAAAGUCAGAUCAUGGAAUACCCAUUAUUGAUGAACGCAUCAGAUUGUGGUUCAAUCGAACUGAAAACGGAGUUGUGUCUUUUUGAAAGACAUAAUAUUCACAUAACCCAUAGUCAUAUCAGGAGAAGACCAAUACAAAAGUAGUUACUUUUCAGUUUUAAAUCAUCUGUGACCAAAGGCUAAAACCAUGUGUGAACAAGACACUCCUUUUUUUAAAUUACAUAAUUAUUGUGAGAUUCUGAAAAACUAAAAAUUGUUUUUCCUUGUGAUCUUAUUAUCUCAACAAAUCCGCCUUUGUUCUCCUGGGAAUUAACCUACAGUAAUCAGUCAUCCCGAGAAAACUAGCUUUUGUCUGGUGGCAUGAGACGCCAUUACAAAAAGAAUAGCAGAAAUGGCCCUUCUGGUCCUCCGUACAGUUACUUGGUUUAAGGCUUAUAAUGCAGUAUUUAUGUGGAUUUGUAUUUAAAUUGGCAUAGUAAUGUCAGAUAAACCAUUUGAUCAGUCUACAACAAAAGUCAGGGUACAACAAAGCACUUAUAGCGCCUCAGAGAGCGUCAUAGAAAACAAUCCUUACUUCGACCUUUCCUUCAAUCUUCUCUCAGAUGUUUCAGUCCCCGUUACUAUGGGCAACAUGUUGCCAAGCAAGAGUCCACAUCCUGUUGCCAACCUAGGUCUCUUUUCUUUAAGUUGUUACCGUAUUCAUUCUUUUAUUAUUUGUAUAUGCAUUUCUAAAUUGUUAAUAUGGAAGAUCAUUAGGGCCACAAGUGUUUGUUUUUUCAGAUAAUAUAGUGAGAAAUGUGGAGAAAAAAAGUCAGAAUUCAGAUUUUUCAGAGCUCAAAGAAAAAAUAAAUCACUUUUGGUAAGAUCCAAAAAUACAUUCACAUGUGGCCCUAAUCCUCCUCCGUAGAUGGCAGUAGGCAUGACCAUGGCUGCAACCCAUUUGAGUUAUUCCAUCUGCAUUGCAUGGUUACUGCAGCACAGCGUAGGGCUUUAUGUAAUGUCCAACAGUACAGUGGGAAAAUUGGACUUGGUCUUCUUUGGAGAGGAUAAAAAGAUAAAGGAAACAUCCCGUGUUUAAUUUUCCUCUGUCUGGCAUGUGUCCUUAUUAUGGUUAGAUCCCAGAGCUGUUGCACCAAAGCAUUUGCACAACAGCUCCUGGAUCAGUUGGAAAGGGGUUGGAUUUACAUGGUUGUUCUCAUAGUAACAGUUACAGUUAAACACAAAUAGCUCAUAUUGAAGAUUCUUUGUAUCACUUUAAAUAAGAAACUAUUUAAUUGCACUUGUCUCAAUAAGCACUUUGUGUAUUAACAGUAGUGUUAAAAUACACAAAAAAAUAAAUUUCCAAUGAAUUAUUGAGCAUCUAUAUAUACAGCUAUCCCAGUUUUGUCUCUCAUUCAUUUUGCCAGCUUUUCUGUUUUGUUUUUAUUUUCACCUUGAAGUGCCUCUCACCUGUUUUCACACAUGUACCAUUCCUAUCAUUGUGUUUUAGUGCUUGUGGCUUUCCAAAAUAAUACACGGUGUUUGCGACAGUUGGAAUUGGACUACUUGGCGCCAUCUUGUGGCCUCAGAUGUGCACUUUCAUGUUCCACCUGACGUCUCAAACAUCAAAUAGCAGCUCUCCAAAGUGAUAACAUUAUGCAACUCUUCAGAAGAGUAUAAGGGCCAGGCAUUAGGCAGCAGGACAUUAUUUGUAUUUGUCUUGCCUUUAGAGAAUAAAAUCGAACAUUGCGUAGAUGCAAAUUAGUUGAGUAGAUUUAUUCUGAAAAGUUUAACCUUCUUUAAUUUUGACUCCAUUCUCAACAACUUGAUCCUAAAUAUUUCAAAACUAUUCUCUGUAUUUUGACUCUAUUCUCAACUUCAUUCUUAAAAACAACAUGAAUUAUUUCCACCUCUUACCUGGCCUUAAUACUCUUCCAUAGGCAAUUGUUCCAAGCUCUAGGCUUAAGCUCACCAAAGUUCCCUCUAUUAAAGUCCGGCAGGUGUACUACACUAUGGCUGCCAUGUGAUUAGAGAUGUUCGACAUACUACCUGUAGAGAGAAAUUCCUUUUUCCCUAAACGUUUAUUUAUUCCAUCCUUUAUCAGUCACAUUGCAGAGAAACCUACUCCUACCAUGUGUAUAGUCCUUUGUCCUUUAACCUCAUAAUAGCAUCACUCUGCAAAAAAAAACAAAGAGAGAUCAGAGAGGAUCUUUAAGUUCCUUUGUCCCACACUUUAGAGGAUAACCAGUAAUCCAAAUAGAAUAAAAUCAGACACUUUGAAAAGUCCUAAAGGGAAAAGGACAUGUGGUUGCUUAUUCUCUAACCAGCAUCUCAUGUAUAUUUGAGCUAUUCGAUUUCCUAACCUCUGCUCUUUUGUCUUUCCAGUAAACCAGGGUUGGUAUAUCAGACUUUUGCAGCACCUUUAAACUCUUAAUCCAGAGCUUUAACACGUUUUGUAGUGCAGACUAUUUACUGAGGGAUAUUGUAAUAUUUUCAGUAUUAUUAGGAUUAUGUUGUUACAUGCUUGGAUGUUUAUUCGGCCAUUGACUGGCUGAUUUUGGAGUGUACAGAUGGAAAAGGAAUGAAAUUAGUAGCUUGUUCAAUGCACUUUUGUCAGGGGACAUUUUAAUUUGCAUAGUAUUUUGAGGAUUUAGAGCCCUUUUUUAAAUAUGAGAGGGGUGCAAAAAAGCAUGGUGUGAAGAAGAGAGAAAAGGGGCAAGUGAGGUUCGGACUCCGCUGAAUACACAUUAACAGAGUUUUUAACCCCCACCAGUUUGGGUCACCUGUAAAAAGAAAAGUGUGUUUCUGACACCGCCACAUUUCUGUCAAAUCAUGCACUUGGCGUUGACCUGCAUGCCUAAAGAAGGGUGCACAAAGUGUGAUGUGUUGAGUUCAUUAGAAUAUUGCUUGCAAUAUGAUACACACCUGUUACACAACAAUUUGUACUGCCUAAGAAAAAUGCACCCAGUUUCAGAUGUUGUAUUAUUGUGAGCAGCCAGUAUUUUUAAGGUUGGAAAGAAAAGGUAUCCUCCACCGAAAGAUGUACAGAAGUGGAAAAAGCAUUUUGUACACCAUUCUUGAUGUUUGAGAUAAGGUAAUAAAAAAAAAAAUUAAAACAUUGAGGAAUGUUCAAUUUUCCUGUAAAUUGUACCGCUAUUUAUUUGCCUUAUUUAGUUUGCUAUAUUUUGUAUGUCCAUACAGCAUUACGACAAAUUGUUAUAUUAAAAAUAUGAAUAAUUAAACUGUGGUCCGUGUAUAGUUUUAAGACAUAAGGAUGACAUAUGAGAAUUAUUUUCUUUUCUCUUCCAUUUCUAUUAUUUUCGUUUUGUUUUUUUGUUACCCUGGUCCUUUUGUAGGGUUACAAUAAACCUUUGUCCCUUGCAA